CAGAACUUUCUCCCCUCACUCCUCAACCUUUACCCUCAGCACCAGCUUUAGCUCUUUCUGAACCCUCACCCCUUUUUUCUUUUAUGAUUUUCACAUCUUUUUACUCCCCAUCUGUUCCCGAGUUCUCAUUCCUUUCUAAGUCUUUCAUUUGCCUCUUUUUGCUCUUUUGAUAGCUGGGCUUCACUCAGAAUUUCCCUCUGUCAUUUCCCCUCACAGAUUCACAGAACUCUGCGGUCCCUCUCUGAGACCUUUUGUUGAGUCUGCAGCUGAUCUCUAGAUUGCAACAGAGAUACUAUACACCCACUGCAGCUUUCAGCCAGACAAGCUGGAGAUUGAACCAAAUUCUUUCAAAGAAGAAUCUCUGGCUGAGGUAAAUCUGUAGCAGAGGACCAGCAGCCGCAGCAGCGUUGAUGCGACCAUGAGGUCAGAGGCCUUGUUACUCUACUUCACGCUACUGCAAAUAGCCGGGGCGGGCUUCCCCGAGGACAGCGAGCCCAUUAGCAUCUCACACGGCAACUAUACAAAACAGUAUCCAGCGUUUGUAGGCCAUAAACCUGGCAGGAACAACACCCAGCGGCACAAACUGGACAUCCAGCUCAUCAUGAUCAUGAACAGGACGUUAUAUAUUGCUGCCAGGGAUCACAUAUACACAGUGGACACAGACACUGCCAACAGUGACGAGAUCUUUUUCAGUAAGAAAAUGACGUGGAAGUCCCGGCAGGCGGACGUGGACACCUGCAGAAUGAAAGGGAAGCACAAGGACGAGUGUCACAACUUUAUCAAAGUCCUCCUGCAGCAAAACGAUGACACCUUGUUUGUGUGUGGAACAAAUGCUUUCAACCCCUCUUGUCGAACCUACAAGACGGACACUCUGGAGGCCCUGGGAGAGGAGAUCAGUGGGAUGGCACGCUGCCCAUACGAUGCCAAGCACGCCAAUGUUGCCCUGUUUGCAGAUGGCAAGCUGUACUCGGCCACCGUAACAGACUUUCUAGCGAUCGAUGCGGUCAUCUAUCGUAGCCUUGGAGACAGCCCGACUCUGCGCACUGUCAAACAUGACUCCAAAUGGCUUAAAGAACCCUACUUUGUGCAGGCGGUCGAUUACGGCGACUUCAUCUACUUCUUCUUUCGAGAAAUUGCCAUGGAGUACAACACAAUGGGAAAGGUGGUGUUCCCUCGGGUGGCUCGGGUCUGUAAGAACGACCGUGGCGGCUCCCCUCGAGUCCUGGAGAAACAGUGGACCUCAUUCCUAAAGUCCCGCAUGAACUGCUCAAUCCCGGGUGACUCCCACUUUUACUUCAACAUCCUGCAGGCUGUGACAGAUGUCAUCCACAUUAACGGGAGGGAUGUGGUGAUGGCAACCUUCUCUACACCCUACAACAGUAUUCCAGGCUCAGCGGUGUGUGCUUAUGACAUGGCGGAGGUGGCCAACACGUUCACAGGGCGUUUCAAAGAGCAGAAAUCCCCUGACUCCACCUGGACGCCUUUUCCUGAAGACAAGGUUCCAAAGCCAAGACCUGGCAACUGUGCCGGCACUGCAUCCAUGGAGAGGUACAAGGUUUCCAACGAGUUCCCCGACGACACACUCAAUUUCAUCAAGAUGCAUCCUCUGAUGGAUGAGGCGGUGCCCUCCAUCGCUAACAGGCCCUGGUUCCUGAAGACCAUGGUCCGAUAUCGUCUGACACGCAUUGUGGUGGACAAUGAGGCGGGUCCCUACAAGAACCAAACAGUGGUCUUUCUUGGAUCCGAAAAAGGCAUCAUCCUCAAGUUCCUGGCUAAGAUGAACAACGGCUUCCUCAAUGACAGCCUGUUUCUGGAGGAGCUCAACGUCUACAACCCUGAUAGGUGCAGUAUAGAUGGCGUGGAGGACAAGCGCAUUGUUGGCAUGCAGAUAGACAGCAAGAGUCACGCUUUGUGGGUCGCUUUCACCUCCUGUGUGGUUAAAGUGCCGCUUUCUCGCUGUGAGAGACACGGAAGAUGCAAGAAGUCUUGUAUUGCCUCCAGAGACCCGUACUGUGGUUGGGUGUCGGAAGGAGCCUGCCGACAGGUGGCCAGCAACACUAAAUCAGCCUUUGAGCAGGACGUGGAGCAUGGUAACACAGAUGGCCUGGGAGACUGCCAAAACACCUUUGUGGCGCUGAACGACAUUCCUUCCAGUUAUGAAGGCCACCAUCACCGUCACCACCACCACACCCUCACACUCCCCACCCCGGCCCUACCCGAGGCCGCCGAGGGCCCCCUGGGGCGGGGCCGCAUGGUGGAGCGGAAGGACCCCCCCAUGAGCUCAGACAAAGGGGAGGAGCCCUACGUGGCCGUGCCCUCUCAGACUCAGCCCGAAGCGAAUGGUGUGAUCCGCGAAAGCUACCAGAAGGGCCGGGACCAGCUCGUUCCUGUGACCUUGUUGGCCAUCGCAGUCAUCCUUGCCUUCGCCAUGGGCGCCAUCUUCUCUGGCAUUAUUGUCUACUGUGUCUGCGACCACCGACGGCGAGAUAUAGACCUGACAGGCCGCAAAGAAAAAGACAACCACCACCUCCACUCCCGCCGGGGCUCCAUGAACAGUGUGACCAAGCUGACGGGCCUGUUUGAGACACAGGCCAAAGACGGUCGUCCUGAGGCGAUCCUCACUCCUCUGAUGCACAACGGGAGACUGACACCCAAUGGGAAGAUGCUGAUAAAAGCGGACCAGCACCACCUGGACCUCGCUGCUCUGCCUACGCCCGAAUCCACCCCCAUGCAGCCACGUCGGAAGCCCAGCAGAGGCAGCCGGGAGUGGGAGAGAAACCAGAACCUCAUCAACGCCUGCACCAAGGACAUGCCACCCAUGGGCUCUCCUGUCAUCUCUACAGACCUGCCCUUGAGGGCCUCACCAGGGCACAUCCCAAGUGUAGUCGUCCUGCCUCUGCCACAGCAUCAACACCAGCUCCAGCCACACCUGCAGCAGUCCUACCAGCAUGAGUACGUGGAGCAGCCGCACCACAGUGAGCUCGGCAUGGGCCAUGGUGUCAUGGACGACCAGGGGGCCACGCUGGAGUACAAGACAGUGAAGAGCCCGUGUCACAACCUUACCAUGGUGGAUCCAGAUGGGAUUCUGCCACCACGUGUGCCCCAGCGAGAGGCUUCACUCACCAUCCCACCAGCCGUCCCACAGAUGGGAAAACGCCUGGAGGUCCACUCGUCGGUGUACGGGCUCCGGAAAGGUUCAGCAUCUUCUGCUUCAGGAUCCUCCGUCUUAAAGAAGCACAACACCAAUUCAUCCAACUCCUCCCAUUUGUCGAGACAUCACAGCUUCAACCGUGUGGAGACUCCGCCCCCUGCGCCUCAGAGGGUGGACUCCAUACAAAUGACAGCUCAGGGCAUAUCUCUGUCUCGGCAGCCCAGUAUGAGCUCUUACGGUUCACUGCCUCGAACGGGCAUCAAAUAUCUCAAACCCGAUGUCCCCCCUAAACCCUCUGUAGUCUCACUCUCCACAAAAGUCAAGUCCAGUGACUCGUGCACAUAGUCAGAUAGUUAACCAGUCAGUCCAAUGUGAACAGACAGUAGUGAAAGUUUUUUUCUGAAAGAGAGAAAAAACAGGGAAUACUGUACAACUUGCAUCUCCUUUUAGUGUUUCUUUUUGUUUGAUUUUGAUGUACAGUACAGUGGAAAAUGCAACACAUUUUUUUUUAAAGAAAACACCUUCUUUUUAUAUAAAUAUGUAAAUAUUAUACAAAUGGUUGUCGUCAUUUGUUGCAGCCAUAGAGCUCAUGCUCCGGCUGGUUCCUCUGUAAACACACAUGGGAACAUGUGCUACUGAAAACCGAAGAAGAUGAAGCUGUCCUGAAUAUUUCAUCCAAACGGCGCCCUGUAGCAUUCAAGGCGGUGGCUCUCUCUCUUGUUUGUGGUGUCUUUUCGCCGCUGGGACUUGACCUGAUACUUUAUCACGCUGGUAAAAGCACAUAAGAUGACAGCACGGGGAGGAAUUGGAGAUAAUCGUUGUACAGUAUCUUGAGGACUGGGAGAUCUAAGUGAGUGAGGAAGCACUCAGAGAGAGACUGAGCUCGGACUGAAAGGACAGACAGCUGCCUGAGUUUUUCAGAAACUGUGAAAAAAGCCUCUCAGUGUUACAGCAAUCAAGUCCUGCCUGACUGAAAGCCAGAGGAACCUUCUACUGUACUGGUUACUGAAUAACACAUGACUGUUAAUACUAAUAGCUUGUUGUAUUUAUUUUUAUUAAGUGCUUUUGAAAAAAAGACUGACUUUUUAGGCUUGGUGAGACAGAGAGAGGACAGAGAAGAGAUCUUUUAAUAUGAAUUAAUCAAGUAAGAGAAAAAAAAACAUAUUUAAAGUCAUUAAACUGGAGCCCGUAGAACUUUCUUGAUGACUUAAGGUCCACUAGGUCUUACCGUGUGCUCAGUGGGACCGGCAGCUUGAGAUAUAUGUGACCUCUGUGAAGAGGAGGAGAUAUUUAUUUAAACUGUGCCAGACAGGGACUUUUACCUUCAUGGACCACAAUUUCCAUCGUUUUUGACCAAUCAUAAAAAAAGACUUCCUGUUAUCGUACCCUUUUCACUCCUCCCCUCCAAUCAGCACUGUGGUUUUUGUGUGAGUCGGUAACAUUUGUCCUGAUUGGUUGCUGGCUUACCGGUGCCAUCAAAGCUCACUGUUGCAUGUUGCAAAUACAAGAGAAGCAGCUGCAGCAACAGUGUGAGAAUCUGCAAACACACACAUUCAAAAAGAAGCUGUAAGAAGUGACGCUGCAAGCAAAGUGAAGCGAUGCAUACACUUGGAGAGUUACUUGGUUUGUAGCGGCGUCACACAGAAGUGCAGGCGAAAAAGAAAAGUCUAAAAACAUCUGUAUGGCCUGCUUCUUUUUCCACAUGUAAAUUUGUGCCUUACACCCCUAAAGUAGUGACAAUGUUUUCUUUAUUAGCUGUUAACUUUGUCUCCUUGUAGUAUUUUAUUUUUUAUUUUUCUUACAUCAUGAUGUUUCCCUGGUUUGAUAAAAAUGCAAUUAAAGAAUGUAGGUGUUAUUGUUGUAAUUCUGGUCCCUAGACAUAAAACACUUACAGUCCAGAGGGAAGAGAGGAAGGAGGAUUUACAUUUCCUCUUUCACUUUUUCUCUCUCUAACACACACAUGCACACACACAAACAAAAAAAAAUGUAUACACACACACAGAGACACACACACACACACCUACACACAGUCAUCUUUGUGGUUCAUUUCUGAUUGUGCCAUUAAUGCGCUUAAAGCAACCCUUUAUGUUGUGCUGGCAGUGUCGAUGAAGACGUUGUGUUUUGAUUUUAUUUUUUAUACAAUUUCAACGUCCUGUUUUUUUUUUUUUUUUACUGUUUUUUUCCUUUUGCUGUCUGUUGGUUUGGAGUAACGGUCGAUUGACUGAUUAACUGAGCAAUUAACAUUUGUUACUUGAGAAGGCCAAUGUAUGUGUAUCUUCCUGGUCCACUGCAAUAAUAAUAAUCAUAAUAAUAAAAGCAGCGUCAACACUAGCAAGUAAGAAACACACAUGGGCACCGAGAGUACUAACACACUUCUAGGCUUCUUGUGUGCAUUGUAACACAAAUUUGUUAGGCAGUAUCAUAAACAGGCUGGUUCCUGUGAAGAAGGUUGACAAUUUAAAAACAACAAUUUUAAAAAGUUGCUUCUUUAACCCCGUUUUUGUAAACGAAAACACAGUUAAAAUGUGUUUUUAUUGUGCUUCACUAACUCUCAUUAUCAAGGCCUUAAAUAUGGCGGAGAGUUUGACUAAUCUGACCUUUAUAUGUUAUGUUUUUCACUCCCUUUUUUUCUGGAGGAUUUUGUAUUGAUUACCUCCCCCUCUGAACACGUAAAUCAACAGAGCACUCCCUCAGUGUCGUAUGUGUAGAUAGGUUUCUCAAUAUCAAGCAAUGUUCUGUUUCUCAAUGGAGGAAAGCCAACUAUGUCUCAAUCCACAGCUAAGAAGAAGAGGACGCGUAGGAAGUGUGACCUGACUAAUGUGUAAAUAGAUGCUGGAUGCAAGUGGCAGGGUCCUGGUGCAACAGAUGAGGUCAUAGCAGGAAGAAGGUGCCUCUUUAGGAACAAGGUCUGGGUCAAUUGAGACAGUUAACCAAGCUAUUGUUUGAAGCUUUGAUCUUCAAAGUACAAACGGCCCAAAAUUAAUAAGAAGUCCAAACUUCCAUAACAUGAAUCAGUAACUUUCCCAGGCCUGAAACUAUGCUGAUCCAAAACGAAAUAUUUAAAAAUAUUCAUUUGCCCUCUUAAAGUAUAAACAUCAAAUCAAAGUCCACAUUCUGUGUUGGCUAGGACAUUUAGAUUUAAGAUUCUCUAACAAGUUUUUGAUGUCAGGUUUGGGUUUGAAAUUUCAAAAGGCUGGAUUGCGUUUGACUGUGAAGGCUGCUGUGGACAGUGAGGUUCUUUGGUGUGUGCCUUUUUUUGUCUUUCACCCUUGUUAUACUCCACUGCUCUUAGAUGCAAAAUCAACAACUCUCUUCUCAACUUCUCGACCUUUUGAACUUUGUAAGCUUGUAAGAUAUUGUGACGUCACAAAGUUUUUUGCCCUACUCUCUUCACUUCCUUAACAUCUGAUUCACAGCUUAAUGUAUGUUGUAAAGAAAACUCUUUAAUUUAAUGCAAAAUGUAAUAAAAAAAUAAAAAGAAAAUAAAAUUCUCGUCA
Notolabrus celidotus (New Zealand spotty) is the source of this 6648-nucleotide messenger RNA. It is a transcript of the gene sema6a, whose product is annotated as sema domain, transmembrane domain (TM), and cytoplasmic domain, (semaphorin) 6A. Gene Ontology annotation, molecular function: semaphorin receptor binding; chemorepellent activity. Gene Ontology annotation, biological process: negative chemotaxis; neural crest cell migration; semaphorin-plexin signaling pathway. The record is from RefSeq and is a predicted model, not a curated record. NCBI's taxonomy places the organism in Eukaryota, Metazoa, Chordata, Actinopteri, Labriformes, Labridae.